AUGUCAUCUCAAGCCCGCGAGCUGUUGCGCAAGUUUACAUCAUGCGACAUUGGAGAUGCGCUGGUCAAGCUCAAUUAUCCCAGAGGUGGCUUCCUAAAAGACAUCCAAUUGCGGUCUGUCGACUCGAAGACUCGUAUUUUCGGGCCAGCUGUCACUGUCAAGAUGGUUAGGACAAAGGCGAAAGGUAAACCCACGCUUGAUACGCACUUCGUCGACCAUAACGUGAAAGGUGGAGUCAUGUAUAUCAAUCAGCCCGUUGACGCUAUCUCUGCCUGCUGGGGUGGCCUCAUGUCCACCCGCGCCAAGUACCUGGGUGCAGAGGGCGUUGUCAUCAAUGGAAGAAUGAGAGAUAUCAACGAGCAUAAAGAGUUCAACUUCCCAGUAUUUUCGCGGGGCGUAUCUAUCUUGGGAUCAAACACUUUCACACGUGCCUCGGAGAUCAAUGUUCCAAUUUGUGACGGCGGUGAUUUGUGGAUUAACCCGGGCGACAUCCUUGUUGGAGACGCUGAUGGUGUUGUAUCUGUUCCCCCAUCUCUGAUAGAGCAAGUCGUGGCUUUGUGCCAGGAGCGAGCUGAGAUUGAUGAGAAGAUGUUUGCCGAGCUACGUAACGGUGCGGCCAUGGGGGAUUUGAUUCGAACUAUCCGUAAGGAUAAAUAG
Fusarium tjaetaba is the source of this 657-nucleotide messenger RNA. Its product is annotated as ribonuclease e inhibitor rraa dimethylmenaquinone methyltransferase. The record is from RefSeq and is a predicted model, not a curated record. The transcript has 3 exons. Bases 1 to 657 code for a protein of 218 amino acids. Lineage: Eukaryota; Fungi; Ascomycota; Sordariomycetes; Hypocreales; Nectriaceae.